GGCCACACCAGCUCACAGCAACGCUGGAUCCCUGACCCACUGAGCGAAGCCAGGGAUCAAACCCACAUCCUCAAGAAUACCAGUCAGAUUGGUUUCCGCUGCGCCACAAGGGGAAUGUCCAACUAAUCUACGUUGUCUCGUGGAUGUGGCUACUCUGCAAGCUGCGUAUAAAUGAAUCCUACACUCCCGCCCAGAGCCCCACGAGCCCGGGGCCUGAGGACAGCCACUCGGCACUUACUCCUGAGCACCCACGCCGGCCGCCCCGCUCCUGCAGGAGGGAAGCACACAGGACAAGCUGGCCGCAGAGGACGCUCUCUUCCUGGGCCCAGGUACUUGCAUCUGCUGGAACUAUGCCCGUGACCCUUGCCCUCUUGCUCCUCCUGAGCCAGGCCAGCGCAGACCCAUGCUACCAUCCAGGGGGCCGCCCUCGCUUCUGCCUCCCGCCAGUGACCCAGCUGGCUGCCAUGGCUGCCUCCUGUCCCCGGGCCUGCAUCCUUGCCCCAGGGGUGGACCUUGGCCCCCGGGCCACCUGCAAUGGCAGUAUGACCCUGGGGCUGGGUGGCCCCUUCCUCCUGACGUCUGUCAGCCUGCGCUUCUGCACCCCAGGACCCCCAGCCCUGGUCCUGUCUGCCGCCUGGACCAGCGGAGGUCCCUGGAGAUCACUGUGGCGCAGACCUGCCUGGCCGGGGGCCUUGGGAGGCCCUGAGAGGGUGACCUUCCGAGCCCCACCGGGCCUCAGGACCAGCGUGGUGGCCAGUCACCUUCGCGUGGAGCUUGGGGGUCGGGCAGGGCUGGCAGCAGCAGGAGUGAGAGGCCGCUGCCAGUGCCACGGCCACGCAGCCCGCUGUGCUGCCCGCGCCCAGCCACCCCGCUGCCGCUGUCGCCACCACACCACCGGCCCAGGGUGUGAGAGCUGCCGCCCAUCCCACCGAGACUGGCCUUGGCGACCCGCCACACCCCAGCAUCCUCACCCUUGCCUGCCCUGCUCCUGCAACCAGCACGCCCGACGCUGCAGGUUCAACUCCGAGCUGUUCAGGCUGUCGGGCGGCCAGAGCGGGGGUGUCUGCGAGCGCUGCCGCCACCACACUGCUGGGCGGCAUUGCCACUACUGCCAGCCGGGGUUCUGGAGGGACCCCAGCCAGCCUAUCACCAGCCGCAAGGCCUGCAGGGCCUGCCAGUGCCAUCCUAUUGGGGCGACAGGUGGUACCUGCAAUCAGACCAGUGGGCAGUGCUCCUGCAAGAUAGGGGUCACCGGCCUGACAUGCAACCGCUGUGGUCCCGGCUACCAGCAGAGCCACUCCCCCAGGAUGCCCUGCCAGCGAAUUCCAGAGGCAACAACCAUGCUGGCUACGACCCCUCGGGCUUACAGCGCUGACCCUCAGUGUCAAAACUACUGCAAUACCUCGGACACCAAGGUACACAUGAGCCUUCGAAGGUACUGCCAGCAGGACUACGACCCUCUCAGAUGCCGUUCGGGGUCCCAAAAAUCUGAGACGUGUCCCACUUACAUGCAGUUCCCUACCCCGUCCAUCCACACCAGCCCCUUGACCUCAAAACCUCAGUUCUCCACGCGCAGGUGCUGGCGUCCGAGGCGGCUGGCCCCGUGUGGCAGCGAUUGGCUGUUCGCGUGCUGGCUGCGUACAAGCAGCGGGCCCGGCCUGUGCGCCGCGGCAGCCAGGACGCCUGGGUGCCCCGCGCCGACCUGGCCUGCGGCUGCCUGCGCCUGCAGCCCGUCACCCACUACCUGCUGCUGGGCAGCGCGGCUGGCGGCCCCGACCCCACGCGCCUGGUCCUCGACCGCCACGGCCUCGCGUUACCUUGGAGGCCGCACUGGGCCCGGCCGCUGCGGCGGCUGCAGCAGGAGGAACGCGCCGGGGGCUGCCGCGGACUGGGGCCCCCGACCCCAACUCCGAGCCCCGAACCCCCAGGUGGCCUCGAACGCCAAGGAAAGCACUAGAAACAAGGACCGCGUGAAGCUUUCUACCUCAAUGGCGGAUCCCUCAGCGAGCCAAUCAGACUCCGCAGAGCACCCGAUGUCACAGGCAUGCGCCAGCUCCAACCAGGCGUGAGGGACGUUUAGUCAAAGGCCACACACUGCAAGCAGGACCUUUGGUCUCUGGCUAGGACACGUGACCUGUGACCUACGUAAGGGCCUCCUCAAUAAAGCUUCAAAUCUUGGGGA
Sus scrofa (pig) is the source of this 2182-nucleotide messenger RNA. Lineage: Eukaryota; Metazoa; Chordata; Mammalia; Artiodactyla; Suidae. The record is from RefSeq and is a predicted model, not a curated record.